Molecule: messenger RNA, 2472 nt
Organism: Mobula hypostoma (lesser devil ray)
Lineage: Eukaryota; Metazoa; Chordata; Chondrichthyes; Myliobatiformes; Myliobatidae
Product: gastrula zinc finger protein XlCGF7.1-like
Exons: 3
Coding region: 1056-1772 (238 amino acids)
Biological process (GO): regulation of transcription by RNA polymerase II
Molecular function (GO): DNA-binding transcription factor activity; RNA polymerase II cis-regulatory region sequence-specific DNA binding
Source: RefSeq, a predicted model, not a curated record
AGAGAGAGAGAGAGAGAGAGAGAGAGAGAGCGAUCUGCAGACAGGCAGUCGGCCAGUCUAAAGAGAGAGAGAGGGAGAGAGAGAGAGGAGAGAGAGGAGAGAGAGAGAGAGAGAGAGAGAGAGAGAGACCCUAGCGGUCACGUGAUCCCGUUCGCCCCUCCCAUUUAACCUCAGAUGGGCAGCAUCUGCGCGUCCGUUUCCGAGGCCCCGCCCUCCGGAUGAUGUAAUAAUCGCUUUGCGCAUGCUCAUAGUCCGGGUGGGCGGUGUUUUCCUUUCCGCUCAGUGCUGAAGCGGAUCGUCUGCGGGAUCGGCAAAGGGUCCUCGCCUCCUCGGUCGGGAACCCGGGGUUCGGGAUCACCGUCUGCGGGCCGCAGAUAUCACUUUUCCCAUCGUUAGACCUGCGGUGAGAGAUUUAUUGGAAGAAAAACCCACAACUGAAAGAGAACCACGACUGAAGAUGAGGGAACAGCAGCAAGUGAACCAGCCCGAGGACUUUGAGCACCAACUGGAAAGAACCCUUCUGACUCAGGGUUUCCAUUGAUUCAGUCAGGAGAAAGUUUGGUUAAAAAUGAGAAGGAAUUUGUCUCCGGGAAUCUCAAACACGGCACGCCAGUUUUGCUGUCUCUGUCUAGAUAUUUAAGAAGUGGAGCAAGGGUUUCAAUCGACCAUCCUUCCUGCUCAGACUGUGGGGAGGGAUUCACUCAGUCAUCUGCCUGACUGGCACCCCUGUCAUUUUACACGGGGAGAGGUUGUUCACCUGUUUAGACAGUGGAAAUGGAUUCACUCGGUCAUCUCAAUUGAAGGUACGUCAGCAAUGUUCACACCAGACAAGGCCAUUCACCUGUUUUUUUUUGUGUAAGAAAGGAUUCAGUUGGUCUUCCCACCUGUGGACACACCAGUUAGUUCACACUGGGCAGAGGCUGGUCAUCUGCUGAAUUUCUGGGAAAGGAUUUACUCGGUCAUCUGACCUAAUGGCAUACAAGUGAGUUCACGCCAGGGAGCGGCCAUUCACCUGCUCAGACUUUGGGAAGGGAUUCACUUGGUCGUCUAACCUAAUGGCUCACCAGCGAGUUCACACUGGGGAGCGGCCAUUUACCUGUUCGAACUGUGGGAAGAGCUUCACUUGGUCUUCUGACCUACAGCGUCACCAGCGAGUUCACACUGGAGAGAGGCCAUUCACCUGCUCAGAAUGUGGGAAGAGAUUCACUUGGUCAUCUGACCUACAGAGUCACCAGCGAGUUCACACUGGGGAGAAGCCAUUCACUUGCUUAGAAUGUGGGAAGAGAUUCACUCGGUCAUCCGACCUACAGAGUCAUCAGCGAGUUCACACUGGAGAGAAGCCGUUCACCUGCUCAGAAUGUGGGAAGAGAUUCACUCGGUCAUCCAACCUACAGAGACAUCAGCAAGUUCACACUGGAGAGAAGCCAUUCAUCUGUUCAGAAUGUGGGAAAGGAUUCACUCAGUCAUCUGAACUACUGGCACACCAGUCAGUUCACUCAGGGGAGAGGCCGUUCACCUGCUCAGUCUGUGAGAAGAGAUUCACUCACUCUUCCAACCUCCAGAGACACCAGCGAAUCCACACUGGGGAGAAGCCAUUCACCUGCUCAGAAUGUGGGAAGGGAUUCACUCGGUCAUCCACCCUACAGAGUCACCAGCUAGUUCACACUGGGGAGAAGCCGUUCACUUGCUCAGAAUAUGGGAAAGGAUUCACUCAGUCAUCCCAACUACUGGCACACCAGUCAGUUCACAAUGGAGAGUGGCCGUUGUUAUGAACCUCUAGGUUUCAUUUGCUGUGGACUGUUAUUAUAAGAGAGAGAGAGAAAGAGAGAGAGAUUAAGGCAAAUCAGUCUGUUUUGCAGCUUGUUUAGUCUUAACCGAGGACACAGACACUCAAAGUCAGACGCUGAUGCAGGAGGAAAAAUGGAAGGAUCAAAACAAGGGAACUAGUGGCCAAGGGUCACUCUUUGGAACUUCCCUAUGCCCACAAAGGUGGGUUAAUUAUCGAUUCAGCAUACAUCGAAUGAGUGGUUGUCACCUUGUUUGAUCCAUUGGAUUGGAUUGGAUUUGGGGUAUCCUGUGAAGACCACUUAUGUGUUAACCCUUGCCUGGGUGUGGUCUGAAGACGAUACCCCUUGUGACAAGUUACUUUUAGUGAUAAUUCGUAUGUGGAUUUGGAAUGAUGACGGAUAAAAUCUACAGCGACUAUUCUCUCGUUUACCACCAUAGAACCUGUGGAAUUCGAAAUGUUUGCCUUCUCUCAACAUUUAACCUGGAUUACAAAUAUCUCUCUCUCAUCACCUAUUCUGUGGAUGAACUGAACUUUCAUACUUUACCAUCUCAAGACUCUAAGCCUUUUUUCCCCCGAGCUCAAUAGUUUGGGAGUUAUAUUUACCCAAAUAUACACAUAACACUGUUAACUUUUGUUUAUCUAAAGUUACAAUAUUAUAAAUAGAUACUAAUAAAGAUAGUGGU